CCACCAUUCCCGUCCCCUCCAUCCCUCUCCCCACGCUCAACCCCUCUCCAGCCCACCCGUGGGGCCACCAUUCCCGUCCCCUCCAUCCCUCUCCCCACGCUCAGGGGCGACCAUUCCCAUCCCCUCCAUCCCUCUCCCCACGCUCAACCCCCCUCCAGCCCAGCCGUGGGGCCACCAUUCCUGUCCCCAUCCCUCUCCCCACGCUCAAACCUCUCCAGCCCAUCCGUGGGGCCACCAUUCCUGUCCCCUCCAUCCCUCUCCCCACACUCAACCCCCCUCCAGCCCAGCUGUGGGGCCACCAACCUGUCCCCUCCAUCCCUCUCCAGAUGAUGCUCCAGCUGCUGCUGCUCUGCGGAGCCCUAGGAUGUGGGGCAGACCAGGCGGCCCCCCUCACCUUCACCAUGCUGCAACGCACCCGCGUCUCCAAAGGCAACUCCAUCUUCUGGGGGAACGCCAGCCUGGACGGGAGGCUCAGCCACCUCCUGGAGGGGGGUAACGUCACCCAGGUGCUGCCCCUGGAGCCCCCCGAGGCCUGGGCCAGGCGCCAGCAGGUUGUCACCAACUACCUCUCCUACUUCGGCGGGCUGGUGAGGCUCUUCAGCCAGGAGAGACCCAUCAACUACACCCAGAGCCUGUGCUGCCGCCUGGGCUGCCAGCUCUUCCCCAACGGCACAACCCACAGCUUCUACGAGGUGACCCUCAACGGGACAGCUUUCCUCUCCUUCCACGUCCCCAACGCCACCUGGGAGCGGCGCUGGCCCCGCGACGACGCCGUGGCCGCCUUUGCCCAGAGCGAGCUGAUGAAGUACUCCGAGACCACCCAGGACCUCCAGUAUUUCCUCAACACCACCUGCGUGGACAUCCUGCAGGCUCAGAGCGCCGGGACGGGGAAGCAGAGCAGCAGGUCGCACGCCCCGCUGGUGCUGGGCUUGAUCCUGGGGACCCUCGCCUUGCUGGGCAUGGCCGUGGGGAUCUUCUUGUGCACGGGAGGGAGCUGCUAGCACCCUGUCACCUGAGGUCCUGUGUCACCUCGAGGAGGCAGGGGAUGGACCCAUCGUCACCCCAUGGAGGGAGGGAGCGAGCCUGAGCCCCACAAGGGAGGUAUCUCCCCAGCACCGUGGGCUUUGCUCCCAAAGGACACCACACCGGUGGCUUCUUUGCCUGGUCCCAGCUGGGUUGACCCCCCCAGCAGCAGCCCCCUGCCUUGGGGACUGUCCCCAUGAUGCCAGGCUGGCAUGGUGCACUGAGACUUAAUGGUUGGCAAAGAUGGAAAA
Calidris pugnax (ruff) is the source of this 1274-nucleotide messenger RNA. RefSeq names its product protein C receptor, endothelial (gene PROCR). The record is from RefSeq and is a predicted model, not a curated record. The coding region runs from base 327 to 1001 and encodes 224 amino acids. Lineage: Eukaryota; Metazoa; Chordata; Aves; Charadriiformes; Scolopacidae. Gene Ontology annotation, biological process: negative regulation of coagulation. Gene Ontology annotation, molecular function: signaling receptor activity. The transcript has 4 exons.